This is a messenger RNA of Zasmidium cellare ATCC 36951, 1233 nucleotides long. RefSeq lists its product as uncharacterized. Gene Ontology annotation, molecular function: FMN binding; oxidoreductase activity. The coding region runs from base 1 to 1233 and encodes 410 amino acids. The record is from RefSeq and is a predicted model, not a curated record. NCBI's taxonomy places the organism in Eukaryota, Fungi, Ascomycota, Dothideomycetes, Mycosphaerellales, Mycosphaerellaceae. The transcript is spliced from 2 exons.
AUGGCAGCCUCUCCCAUAUCUUCCCGUCCUCGGGCUGCACCUCAUCAGUACGAAACAGAAACGUUUCUGAAUGCCCUGAAAGGAGUCAAGCCCAGCAUUACAUUCGACAGCUCCAAAUGGGAACAGCUCGCCAAAGCAGCGCUCUCAGCAGAUUCCUGGGGAUACGUUUCUGGAAAUGCUGGCACAGGAGAAUCGGACAAGCGCAAUCGAGAUGCGUUCCACCAAUGGGCCCUUCUUCCAUCACGACUUGUCCAGACCAAAUAUCCAGAGCUUGAGACGACCGUCCUAGGUCAGAAAAUGUCAUAUCCAGUUGCACUGGCGCCCAUAGGUGUCCAGAAGAUCUUCCAUCGGGAUGGCGAGAUAGCUGCGGCAAAGGCUGCGGCAAGCUGUGGACUUCCUUACAUACUUUCAAGUGCGACUUGCACAAGCAUCGAGAACGCUGCGAAGGCCAAUGAAGGAGGCACAUCGUGGUUCCAGCUCUACUGGCCAUCGAACGAGCACAACGAAUACACCGUGUCGCUACUUCGACGAGCCAAGGCGGCCGGGUAUACGGCUUUGUUCGUGACAGUCGAUACGUAUGCCAUGGGCUGGAGAUAUGUCGAUAUGGAUCACGGAUACAAUCCAUUCCUUGUCGCAGAUCAUGUCGGAGUCGAGAACGGCCUCACCGAUCCAGUCUUUCAGAAGCGGUGCCACGAAAAGCACAGCAAAGGCGUGGAGGACGACUUGGCUACCGCAGCCGCUGAGUGGGCUGGCAUCAGCACGCCAGGGCUCUCACAUUCGUGGGAGGAUCUUUCGUUUUUGAAAAAGAACUGGGACGGACCGAUCGUGCUUAAACGCAUUCAAACAGUCGCAGAUGCAAAGAAAGCAGUCGCCUACGGUAUGCAAGGCGUCGUGGUGUCCAACCACGGCGGCAGACAACAAGAUGGUGUUCCGGGGUCCUUGGAAACGCUUGAAGCAAUUGCAAAUGCUGUUGGGUCGGAGCUGGACGUUUUCUUCGAUAGCGGCAUACGUACUGGAGUGGACGUCGCCAAGGCACUGGCCCUUGGAGCAAAAUGUGUCCUGAUCGGCCGACCGUAUAUUUAUGGCUUGGCCAUCAACGGACAGACUGGUGUCGAACAUGUCCUAAAGGCUCUACUUGGAGAGUUCGAGAUGACUCUGCAUCAAGCAGGCGUCGCUUCAGUGCAGUCCAAGGACCUCAAUCGCAGCAUUCUGAGCUGUGGGUGUCGGGACUGA